AUGUUCGCCCAACCCUCAGGUGCAAAGUCUUCUGCUUAGAGCACUCCUUAUAAAAAACAAUACAUUCAGCCAGAACAGGAGGAAACGAUCUGUGAGGACGAAUCGCAAAUAAAUAAUAUUCUCAAAGCCCUGAAGCAAUAAUAUCUGUUAAUGGAUAAUACACUGAAUGAGAAGGAGGAAGAGAAGUCUUAAAUUUUAGAAGACGUACAAAUCUUGAAUUAGAGAUUGCAAUAACUCAAUAAGUCUAUUGCUAUCAAGAGACAAAAGUACGAAAAAUGCGAUAGAACCUUAAAAGAAGCUGAAUCAGCCUUUGCAACUAUUGCUGAUUCUACUAAGUCUCUGCUUCAGAUCGUCAAAAGCAAUAUAGGGGACAUGAGCAAAAAAUAAAAAAUUUGA
Molecule: messenger RNA, 396 nt
Organism: Paramecium tetraurelia
Lineage: Eukaryota; Ciliophora; Oligohymenophorea; Peniculida; Parameciidae
Exons: 2
Cellular component (GO): ciliary basal body; centrosome
Source: RefSeq, a predicted model, not a curated record